GUUGGAUAUUUUUUCUGUUCAGUAGACAGUGAGAAACCCGCGAGACCCUUAAUAAUUCGGUAGCUCGCGGGAUUUGAUUUUCAUUUUUCAAGAUAUAUAACGUCUCGCUCCGUCGUUUCCGUAGUAGCAAGAAAGAGGAGCGGGGUUCAUCUCCGUGACCUAAACAGUUGUAAUGAGAUGGCAGCUUCACAUCAUGUCGAAAUUGAGGCAGCAAAGUUUCUACAAAAACUUAUUCACGAGUCAAAAGACGAGCCUGCAAAACUGGCAACAAAACUUUACGUGAUAUGCCAGCACAUGAAGAUGAGUGGGAAGGAACAGUCCUUGCCAUAUCAAGUAAUAUCAAGGGCCAUGGAAACUGUAAUCAAUCAAAAUGGUAUUGAUAUUGAGGCGUUGAAGUCAUCACGUCUUCCUAUGACUGGUGGAACACAAAUGGGAGAUUCCGGAGUUUCAAGGUCAGCAGACAAGGAGAAGCUUGACAUUCAGCCAUCAGUAGGUCUGUCUUUGAGAGGUCCAUCUGUCAAUGCAUGGCAUGCUGGAUCAAGUAGUAAGAUAAAUGAUGAUGUUUAUGGGGGAUCGAGCCAGGGGAUAGGGGUUUUGAAAGAGUCUAAAGCAGUUUUUCCUGAGAAUGAGAUGGGGAGGCUUGAGACAGUUGUCCUGAACAGGCCACCUGCUGGGCCAAGCAGGUCUGAAAGUGUGGGACAUGAUGCUUAUCAUGGAUCUGUAUCCCAGAGAAGUGGUAAAUUAUUUGAUCAUGAAAGUCCAUCCAGUCUUGACACCAGAUCUGCAAACUCACAGGAAAGGCGUGAUAAAACAAAACCAGAUAACCAAGGACGUAAAAAAGAUACUAAAAAGGCUAGUGCUAAGAGAAAAAGAGCAGACUCAACCUCAGCCUUGGAAACACAUAAUGACAACCCUCAUCAACUAGAUAGUCCUAGCAUCAGAUUCAAUCCAAGGAAGGGGAAGCCGAUGAACAAGGGUGAUGCACAAGGCGGUUUUGCUCUUAAAGGAGGUGAACACAACCCUGUUCAGAGUAGUGGUCACGUAGAUUAUCUGUCUUCCUUAUCUGGUGGAUUGGGAUCAAUAUUUAAGACCAAGCAAGAAAAUCAGAGUUUAAUAGAGAGGCCAGGUGAUAAAACAAAAACCACAAAUUCAAUGUCUUGGGCUCCGACUCCAAAAUAUCCGGAAGAGGGAGAAGUCUCUUCUGCUCAUGGUGCCUUAGGACAACAGAAAGGUGGAAUGCAAUUGUCCAGGCAUGAAAUUCUCAGUUCUGGUGGCUGGAUUCAGAAUAAAGUGGCGUUCCAAUCAGAAAAUUCUCAAGGCUCUAGGUUUCCUCUUAAUAUUGUUUCAAGUGGUUCAACAGCCGAACAGUUAGCAGCGCAGUCUCCUGGAACAAGUAAAGAAGCUGGCCAAUCCUCUGAAGGAGCAAUACAUUGUAAGGCUGGAAGCUUUUGGCAGCAACAAAGUGCUCCUCAAUCAGCACAACAAAAGGGGGAGGAAUCUCUUGGUAAUGAUACUGAACUUGGGGGUCCUGGAAGGUCCCUUGGACCAGUAAAUAGUAACAUCUUACAUGGUAACCCUGCAAUCUUAGGUGGCAUUGGCAAUGUUCAUGGAGGCAUUUCUGGAGCUUUUGGUUCAUAUCCAAUGGUAAGGCCAGGUUUCUCUGCUCCAAUGCAAUAUAACAGUUCUCCUUUCAAUAGUCAUGAUUUGACUUCGAAGAUUCAUAAGGAGAGAAUUAUGGAGUCUUCAUCUGGAUCUCAGCUGCUGGAGAAGAACAAUGACAUGAUGGUUAAUGAUACGCCUGUGAAAUCUCCUGCAGUUGAGUUUUCUUCUACCAAAGUUGCUUUUCAUUCUGAACUUAGGAAACCUGGAUUCAUAAGGGAUGCAGUGCCAAGCAUUUCUGAGAAAGGUAUGGAUGCCCAAUUUUGUUCAUCUGGUCGUCAAGAAGAGGCGUUAUCUGGUGGAAGGGUCUUAGAGCAGGAUCGAGGCAUUUUAAAUUCUGCAGCCAAUUCCAGUAAGAUGGUUCAGGGUUGCGAGUCAAACAGUAACAUGGAAAUUAGUAUGGCCCAGGGUGGACCUUCUAGAGAUACAGGGAAAACUCCAAUGUCUCAGCUUCCUGUCUCGGGGAUGCCUUUCAAGGAACAACAUUUGAAACAACUCAGAGCCCAGUGCCUCGUUUUUCUAGCAUUCAGAAAUGGAAUGGUUCCAAGGAAACUGCAUCUCGAAAUUGCACUUGGAGAAAGCAAUCAAAAAGAAGGUAGCAGUGCUGAUGGAGCUUGUAGGGAACUGACAGACCAUAGAGGGAAAGAGUCAUACUUGAGGGAGCCAACUAACAGUAAUGGAGUAGGGAUUGGAUCUGGAAGAACAAAUGAUAUUAGAGAUGCUGAAAGAGUUCCUCCUGGGUCCUCAUCCACUGGAAGUCUAAUAGAUACUGACUCGUCAAAAGAGACAAAAAACAUUAAGAAGACAAAGAAACAAAAGGGUUCACCUGCUGACCAGUUGGUGCUUGCAGAAGAAGGCCAACGACUUUUGUCUGCAACAAGAAAACCUGAGGCUGAAAUGCAGACCCAAGAAACAGCAGAAUCACAGGAUGAUCCUGACCAUGGGCAUCAACAAGUGGGAAGGGCAAACCAAAUCUGGAGAGGAAUCAGCAAUCAUAAUGAGGCUCCUAGGGGAAUGAUGGAGGCUUCUAUGGUUCAGCAUGAACAAGUCUUAGAAAGAGCAGAAAAUCCCUUAAACCAGUCACAAACUUAUGGUGACAGCGAUAGAGUAAACAAAUUGUUCAAGGUGGAGGCUGCUUUUAUGCAAGCAAGUCAACAGACAGAUAAAUACCCAUCCUCUGUUCCAUUGGGAGAGCAGACUAGACUUUCAGGGAAAGGAGUUGAGCCUCACAUGCUGAUGUCUCUGAAGGAUGUUAAUCCAUUAACCAUGCAUGCGUUGCAGGGGGGAAAACAUAGCUCAAAACCGGAGCCUAUUGUUUUCAAUAGUUUUGCCGAUGUUUUUGUUGGUGCAAAUUGCGGUCCAGAAGAUCAAAGGGGAUCUGAGAUUCAGAAGCAAAGUGCUUCAGAUGGAUGCAAGAUGAUUUCCAUCAAUAGGGAUCCAAUUACUGUGCUGGAAAAAUCUCCGGAGGAAGAAGAGGAGGAAAAGUCAUCUACUGAGACACCACCUUCUCCGAAAUACACCACCUCAGAAAAGUGGAUUAUGGACUGGCAGAAAAGGAAGCUGCUUGGUGAAGAAAAUUGGGCCCUGAAACAGAAGAAGAUGGAGGAAAAAAUUACUGGUUCUUUUGAUAAAUUAAAGGAGACUGUGAGUUCCUCUGAAGAUAUUUCUGCCAAGACAAGAAGUGUUAUUGAACUCAAAAAGCUCCAGCUGCUUAGGCUUCAACGUCGAUUGCGGAGUGAUUUUCUGCAUGAUUUCUUCAAGCCUGUCACAUCUGACAUGGAUCGUUUGAAAGCAGUUAAGAAACAUAGGCAUGGAAGGCGAGUAAAACAGGUUGAAAAAUUCGAACAGAAAAUGAAGGAGGAGCGACAGAAGAGAAUUCGUGAGAGGCAGAAGGAGUUCUUUACUGAGAUAGAAGUUCACAAGGAGAGAAUGGAUGACUGGUUUAAAAUUAAGAGAGAGCGCUGGAAGGGUUUCAACAAGCAUGUAAAAGAGUUCCAUAAAAGGAAGGAGCGGAUACACCGUGAGAAGAUUGACAGAAUUCAGCGUGAAAAGAUUAACCUAUUAAAGAACAAUGAUGUGGAGGGGUACUUACGAAUGGUUCAGGAUGCCAAAUCGGAUCGUGUUAAGCAACUGCUCAAGGAGACUGAAAAAUAUCUUCAGAAGCUGGGUGCCAAAGUACAAGAGUCAAAGACCACGGCACGACGUUUUGAGAUGGAAAAGGAUGAGGGUAGAUCUGCAAAUGUUGUUGAGAACAAUGAGGUUGCUAUUGAGAAUGAAGAUGAGAGUGACCAGGCACAGCAUUAUCUGGAAAGCAAUGAAAAGUACUAUCUGAUGGCUCAUAGUAUAAAAGAGAACAUAACAGAGCAGCCAACUUGUCUUCAGGGUGGAAAACUGAGGGAGUACCAAAUGAAUGGUCUUCAGUGGUUGGUUUCAUUGUACAAUAAUCAUUUGAAUGGAAUUCUUGCUGACGAAAUGGGUCUUGGAAAGACUGUCCAGGUUAUUGCUCUGAUUUGUUACCUAAUGGAAACAAAAAAUGAUAGAGGACCUUUCCUAGUGGUAGUACCUUCCUCUGUGUUAUCAGGAUGGGAAUCAGAAAUUAGCAACUGGGCCCCUGGUAUAAACAAGAUUGCAUAUGCUGGACCUCCUGAGGAGCGGCGUCGGUUAUUCAAGGAAAGAAUUGUCCAUGGAAAAUUCAAUGUCCUUCUGACAACAUAUGAGUACUUGAUGAAUAAACAUGAUAGACCUAGACUAAGCAAAAUACAUUGGCAUUAUAUUGUAAUCGAUGAAGGUCAUCGCAUAAAGAAUGCUUCCUGCAAACUGAAUGCAGACUUGAAACUCUAUCAGAGCUCUCAUAGAUUGCUGUUGACUGGAACACCUCUACAGAAUAACCUUGAGGAAUUGUGGGCCCUACUCAACUUCUUGUUACCAAACAUUUUCAACUCAUCAGAGGAUUUUUCUCAAUGGUUCAACAAACCAUUUGAGAGUAGUGGUGAUAAUUCACCUGAUGAAGCUCUACUAUCUGAGGAGGAAAAUCUUUUGAUCAUAAAUCGACUUCAUCAAGUUCUUCGACCUUUUGUCCUUCGGAGGUUGAAACACAAGGUUGAGAAUGAAUUGCCCGAGAAGAUUGAACGACUAGUAAGAUGUGAGGCUUCGGCCUAUCAGAAGCUUUUAAUGAAGAGGGUUGAAGAAAAUCUUGGUUCCAUUGGAAGUUCAAAGGGCCGGUCGGUGCAUAACUCUGUUAUGGAGUUACGUAAUAUAUGCAAUCAUCCAUACAUCAGCCAACUUCAUGCAGAAGAGGUUGAUACUUUAAUACCAAAACAUUAUCUGCCUCCACUUGUAAGACUUUGUGGAAAGCUUGAAAUGUUAGAUAGGUUACUACCCAAGCUAAAAGCGACUGAUCAUAGGGUUCUAUUCUUUUCAACAAUGACAAGGCUGCUUGAUGUUAUGGAAGAUUAUCUCCACUGGAAACGUUACAGAUACCUUCGAUUGGACGGACAUACAUCAGGAAAUGAUCGUGGUGCUCUUAUUGAGGAAUUCAAUCGACCAGACUCUCCUGCUUUUAUAUUUUUGCUCAGCAUUCGGGCUGGAGGUGUUGGAGUGAAUCUCCAAGCUGCUGAUACUGUUAUCAUAUUCGACACUGAUUGGAAUCCUCAGGUUGACCUGCAAGCACAGGCUAGGGCUCAUCGCAUUGGUCAAAAGAGGGAUGUUCUUGUUCUGCGAUUAGAAACGGUUUGGACUGUGGAGGAACACGUCAGAGCUGCAGCAGAGCACAAACUUGGAGUUGCGAACCAGAGCAUUACUGCUGGUUUUUUUGAUAACAAUACUAGUGCAGAAGAUCGAAGAGAAUACCUGGAGUCCCUCCUAAGGGAGUCUAAAAAAGAAGAAGCUGCUCCAGUUUUAGAUGAUGAUGCUCUUAAUGAUCUCUUGGCCCGCAGUGAGUCAGAAAUCGAUGUUUUUGAAUCGAUUGACCGACGAAGGCGGGAAGAAGAGAUGGCAGCAUGGCAUAAGUUGGUACUGGAACAGGACAAAGAGAGUUCAGAUCCUUUACCUCCCAUGCCUUCUCGUCUUGUGACAGAUGAUGACUUAAAGGCAUUGUAUCAGGCCAUGCAGGUACAUGAAUUAUCUAAUGUUGGGGCAAAGAGAAAGGGCGAGUAUCUUGGAGGGCUUGAUACCCAGCACUACGGGAGGGGCAAGCGAGCAAGAGAGGUACGUUCCUACGAAGAUCAAUGGACAGAGGAGGAAUUUGAGAAGAUGUGUCAGGCUGAUUCUCCCGAGUCUCCCAAACAGAAGGAAGAAGCAUUCCCCAAACAGAAGGAAGAAACAAUCCCCAAACGGAAGGAAGAUACAAUCCCCAAACAGAAGGAAGAAUCAAUCCCCCAACAGAAGGAAGAAACAAUCUCCAAGGGCAUGGCAAUGGAUGCUAGUGCCUCAAAAUUGGGCAUAGGGAAUACAGAUCCUCCACCUUUGGCACCGCCACUGUCCACAGAAACAUCACAGCUUCCUGGCAAAGAGUUGCCACAGCCAUCCAGACGAGGGCGUGGCAGGCCAAAAAGAGCCGAAGCAGCAUCAACAGAUACUUCCCCUUCUGCAGGGGUUGUUCCUGCACCUUCUGAUGCUGCCGAAAAAUUGGACAUGGGAUCUCAAAGAAAAAUCAGUUCAAGUCCUACUGCCCCUCCUUCCACUGGUAAUUUUCCUGAUUCUGUUGCUGUCAAAGAUCUGGGUGGAACCACACUACAGGAGUUCAGCAUUGGGACUGCCCCUGGUUCAUUGAUAACUACUCCCGUCCCUUCUGUCCACAUGCAAGUUAAGGGACAAAGCAGGAAGGUUCAGAGUGGCUCAGAAGCACCUAGACGCAGGGCAAAGAAACAAAGUUUAGAAUCUCCUGCUGUUCAACCUGAAAGGAAUCUUACUCAAAUAAUGCCAAUGGAAAGAGGCAUGUCAUCAGAUAGCUCUCUAGCUUCUGUAGCUCAUGAUAAUCAAAGGGCUGUAAGACCAUCUAGCGCUACAAAUGCUCCUUAUGCCGUCAGCUCUGAAUCUAACUCCAUUUCUAGAGGCCCAAAGGAGAUGAGCAUGAUGUCGGAAAGCUCUUCCGCUUUUGUAACACAAAAGUUAGUGAGUGGACCACCUAAUACUUCAAAUGCCCCUACCAUUGUUAGUUUCGAGGUAAACCCAAUCACUGGGCUACCAAAGGUGGUUGAAUUAGUUCCAGUUCGAACCACAAUGCCAUCCUUUGCUCAGGAGAAAUACAUGAGAGUGGGACCAAGCUUUGAGAAAAAGGAGACAGAGAAAUUUCCCAUUCCUGAGACAAAAUUAGCUGAGACCUCUUCAUCCGCGAGAACGGAUUGCACAAGCUCUGUGGAGUCGAACAAGAAAGAAGGUGUGAAGGUCAGUGUACUGCCUUCUGAGCAAGAGCCCAAGGUUACCCAAUCAUCUACACCUGUGAUCUCUGCAUUGGCACAAGAUUUGAAAGAGAGGAGAUCUCUUCGUAUGGGGACCUUGGAUAAGAAAAGGUCAUCCGAAAAAACAGAAACCAUUUCCGUCCAAACUGGAACUAUACCUAAUGCCUCAAAAAUAGUGCCUAUCAGUGGCACAGUUCCUGGAAGGGCUGUGCAUGUGGACCUUCCUGUGGUCAAAGCUGUUGAAUCUGUUGCAGGACAAGAUAGUACGCGCUAUGGCAAUGCACCUGGUAUGAGCUCUCUGAAUAUGAGGAAUGAGAAACCUUCAGUCCCUGUUCCCCUACAUCAAAUGAAAUCUUCUGCUGAUAAAGCUACAUCCAAGUCACCUGCCCCAGUCAAGCGGGGCACUAAAAGAAAAGUUUUACGAGUUUCCAAUGCUAAACAAGCUGCUGUUGCAAUUAAGAGUUCACAUGUUGUAGGGACUGCAGUACCUACAGUCCAUGCUCCCAUGGUUGAUUCACAGAUCGCUGAAGGGAAUAGGAGCAGCGUGAAAUCCAUCACCAUAAAAGAUAAGCUGGAGAAUGAUUCUCAGAAAGUUGGAAUUGUUAUAGAUGACAAAGCUCGUCAAAACCUUGUGCCUGAUGUAACAUCUAACCAGAGGCCAAACUCAACAGAGAGAUCUGAUCUUUCUAUCCAGGGAAAACAGCCACCAGGUACAUCAACAUUGCAUGAGAGCACUGCCAUUUCCAUGGAUAAGAGCUCUGUAUGUGCAGAGGUCAAUGGAGAGAGAAAUUUGAUCUCUGACCAAUCCUGUGAGGUCCCUCCUCCCAUCUUGAUAUCUAGCCAGGAGCUAAUUUCAGAUCUAAAACCUGCCCAAGACAAGCAGCAUUUAACAUGUCAUCCAAUAUCUGAAUAUACCAUCAGUUCUAUGUAUAAUACUACUCCAUGUUUGAAGCCAACUGAAGUCAAAACCGAAGAAGAUUGUUGCAGUCAUAUUCCCAAUAUAUCUUACAAGAAGCUGAAGCUGACAGAGGAAUCAAAUCUUCCUGCCGAAAGUAUGCAGGGGCCAGGUACAUCAACAUUGCAGGAGAAUGUUAUCAUUUCCAUGGAGAAGAACUCAGAUUGUCUGGGAGCUAAUGCACAGAGAAAUGACUCCACUGAAAAACCUUGUAAGAUUGCUCCGCCUGACAUGGUAUCUGGUCAGGAGCCAAACUCAAAUGAGAAGUCCUUCCAUGACAAGGGACCAACAUGUCCAUCAAUGUCUGAGAAUGCUUCUUGUUCUGUAGAGAGAGAAUCUACAAUAUCAGUGGAAGCCAAAGCAUCACCUAAUGAUGAAAGCUCUCUAUCUGAAAUGCCAGAUAUACCUUCUAAUAACCUGACUGUAUCUCUAUCUGGUCAGCUUUCUCAAUCUGUCCAGCCGAUCCCCAAUCCUUCUGGUACCCAUGGUAUAGCUGGUUAUUCUGUGGGUUCCAUUAAUAUUGAGAAUACUGAUGAUGCUAAACAGCUGGGAAGAACUACUGUAUGUCAGGGUGAAGUACAGACACAUGAUAUUGCCCCAUCUAUUUCUCUAAGUGGCCAGGUUUCUGAACCUGAUGAGCAGGUCUUUGUUCCUUCUAAAAGAGAUGACAGUUCUUCUUUACUUGGUGAGAGUGAUGUACCCAAUCUAGCUAAUACCAUUGCAACUGAAUUUGCUUCUAGCCAGCUAUCUCAGACAGAUGACAAGGUCCCUAAUACUGGUAUUACUGGUAAAGCUGAUAUAGAUCAGGUCAAUCCAAAUGCUGAUGAUGCAAAUAAACCUGAAGGAGCUACAGUUCCUUGCCAAGGUGAAACAGAACAUAACACUGCCCCGUCAAUGUCUCGGAGUGGCCAGGUUCCUCCACUUGAUGACAAGGUCUAUGAUCUUCCUAGUUUUCAGGAUGCAAAUGCUGAUCCUGAUGGAUAUGCCUAUUCAGAGGAUCCUGGGGCAGAAAAUCAUUCUGAUGUUAAUUUUACUGGUGAUGAUUCUGACUUUCAGGUUGAGCCAGAGCAUGCUGAUGAUGCGAAGAAACCUGAUGAUACGAAGAAAACUGAAAGAAUUGCUGUACUCUGUCAGGGUGAAAGAAAGCAUGAUACUGGCCCAUCUAUAACUGGGAGUGACCUGGCUCCUCUCUUGGAUGAGCAGGUGUCUGAUCCUUCCAGUACUCAUGAUGCAAAUGUUGAUCCCCAUGUUUCUGCCAAUUCAGAGGAUCCCGGGGCUGAAAAUAAUUCUGAGAUGAAUGAUACGACACAUGGCCAAAUUGAGGUGUUUGAUCUACCCAAUACAACACCAAUUGAAAUCACAUCCAAUGAGCUUUGUAAGGUGGAGCAGGUCGUCGGUUUAUCUGAUGUUCAUGUUACUGGUGAUGAUUCUGACGAUCAGGUUAAGCAAGAGCAUGCUGAUGAUGCGAAGAAACCUGAAGGAAUUGCUGUACUCUGUCAGGGUGAAAGAAAGCAUGAGACUGCCCCAUCUAUAACUGGGAGUGAGCUGGCUCCUCUCUUGGAUGAGCAGGUGUCUGAUCCUUCCAGUACUCAGGAUGCAAAUGCUGAUCCCCAUGUUUCUGCCAAUUCAGAGGAUCCUGGGGCAGAAAAUAAUUCUGAGAUGAAUGAUAUGACACAUGGCCAAAUUGAGGUGUUUGAUCUACCCAAUACCGCGCCAAUUGAAAUCACAUCCAAUGAGCUUUGUAAGACAGAGGAGCAGAUCAUCAGUUUAUCUGAUGUUCAUGUUACUGCUGAUGAUUCUGACUAUCAGGUUAAGCCAGAGCAUGCUGAUGAUGGGAAGAAACCGGAAGGAACUACUACACUCUGUCAGGGUGAAAGAAAACAUGAUACUGACCCAUCUAUAAUUGGGAGUGGCCAGGUUCAUCUAGAGGGUGAGCAUGUGUCUGAUCCUUCCAGUACGCAGGAUGCAAAUGCCGAUCCCCAUGUUUCUGCCAAUUCAGAGCAUCCUGGGGUAGAAAAUAAUUCUGAGACGAAUGACACGACACAUGGCCAAAUUGAGGUUAAGCGAGAGCAUGCUGAUGAUGCGAAGAAACCUGAAGGAAUUGCUGUACUCUGUCAGGGUGAAAGAAAACAUGAUACUGCCCCAUCUGUGUCUGGGAGUGACCUGGCUCCUCUCUUGGAUGAGCAGGUGUCUGAUCCUUCCAGUACUCAGGAUGCAAAUGCCGAUCCCCAUAUUUCCGCCAAUUCAGAGGAUCCUGGGGUAGAAAAUCAUUCUGAGACAUAUGAUACCACAAAUGGCCAAAUUGAGGUUAAGCCAGAGCCCGCUGAUGAUGCGAAGAAACCUGAAGGAACUGCUGUACUUUGUCAGGAUGAAACAAAACAUGAUAGUUUUCCAUCUAUGUCUGGGAGUGGCAAGGUUCCUCGACUGGAUGAACAUGUCUCUGACCCUAUGAGCACUUAUGAUGCAUCUGCUGAUCCUGAUGGUUCUGCCAAGUCAGAGGAUCCUGGGGUAGAAAGUCCUUCUCAGAUGUAUGAUACGACACAUGGCAAAAUUGAGGUUAAGCCAGAGUGUGCUGAUGAUGAGAAGAAACCUGAAGGAGCUACUGUUCACUCUCUGGGUGAAGUACAAGAAAAGGACACUGCAUCAUCUAUGUCUGCAAGGGGCCACACACUGCAAAUAGAUGAUCAAGAUACAGAUCCUUCUACCACUCAUCAUGCAGAUGCUAGUUCUGAUGGUGCUGUGCAUUUGGAGAACUGGACUGCAUGUUAUUCAAAUCAUGACAAUUCUUCUGUACAUGGUCAGAUCGAAGCACCUGAGCUACCUAAUACUGAAAAUUUAGAGGCUCCAGGGAAAGAUGAGACCAACGAGUGCAAUAGCACUGCUAUGCCUUCUCAGAGUGAAGAAACUGAAGUACUCGAUAUUGGAAAAACUGUGUCAUCCACUCAGAUUUCUCAUUCAGAUCAGGAGAACCCCAGUUCUUAUGUCUGUGGUCCAGGAGAUGCUCAAGGUUCUAUAACUUGUGGGAAAGCUGUGUCUGCUGCACCAGGUGAUUCUGUGGGUAUGAGUAAGAUCUUUGUUCUGGAUCAGACAGUUAUGGUUGCUUCAGAUGGGGAUUCAUUUGAUCAUAAGUUGGACAUGUCUACUGAGAAUGCAGGUGAAGUCAAUGGUAUAGUUCAAGGUCCUGGGGAUCUCGGUAAAACUGAGAAUGAUGGAGAUAUUCCUGUUGAGGCACUGCCUGAACCUAGCCACGCUCCUGUUGCUUUGCAUGAAGUUCUUUCUGACGAGGAUAAAAUGAUCAGAGGAACUUCAGAAGGUGAAAACCCUAGUGUUCCGGUUGAUGGAAAGGACAAAUUAAUCAGUGAUGCUUCAGAUUUGGAUUCUUCUGAUCAUAAGUUGGACAUGUCUACUCAGAAUGAAGGUGAAGUCAAUGUUAUAGUUCAAGGUCCUGGGGAUCUCGAUGAAACUGAGAAUGAUGGAGAUAUUCCUGGUGAGGCACUGCCUGAACCUAGCCAUGCUCCUGUUGCUUUCCAUGAAGUUCUUUCUGAAGAGGAUAAAAUGAUCAGAGGAACUUCCGAAGGUGAAAACCCAAGUGUUCCAGUUGAUGGAAAGGACAAAUUAAUCAGUGGUGCUUCAGAUGGGGAUUCAUCUGAUCAUAAGUUGGACAUGUCUACUCAGAAGGCAGGGGAAGUCAACAGUGUAGUUGAAGGUCCUGGGGAUCUUGAUGAAACUGAGAAUGAUGGAGAUAUUCCUGGUGAGGCACUGCCUGAACUUAGCCACGCUCCUGUUGCUUUGCAUGGAGCUCUUUCUGAUGAGGAUAAAAUGAUCAGAGGAACUUCAGAAGGUGAAAACCCAAGUGUUCCAGUUGAGGGAAAGGACAAAUUAAUCAGUGAUACUUCAGAAGCUAAUGAUAAAAUUGAUGAAGCUGUUAGUCAAGGCCCUGUAUAUUCUGAGAAUGCUGACGAAGGUGGUGAUCAUCCUGGUAUUGUGCCUACUGAACUCGCAUCUGGCCAGGAUCACCGUGGUGAUCAGUUGGAUCUGGGUCAUGUGGCCUCUUCUGUUGAGGGAGAAACUGACGGGUUUCCUUCUGAUGAAAAAGAGGUGGUUGAAGACUGUUUAGAAUGUAGUAAUAUAAUUGAUGAGGCUGUCAGUCAAUGUCCUGUGUAUUCUGAGAAAGCUGAUGAAGGUGGAGAUCAUACUAUUGUGUCUACUCAACUCACAUCUGACCAGGAUUUCCAUGGUGAUAAAUUGGAUCGGGAAACCACAUCUGCUGAGGGUGACAGUAAAGAGGUUCCUUCUGAUGAAAAAAAAUUGGUCAGGCACACUUCAGAGGAUAAUGUUAUAAUUGAUGAGGCUGUUAGUCAAGGCCCUGGAAACUCUGAGGAAGCCGAUGAGGGUGAUUAUCCUUCUAUUAUGCCAACUGAACUCACAUCUGGCCAGGAUUCCCAUGGUGAUAAAUGGGAUUUGAUGUCCACUUCUGUUCAGGGUGAAAAUAAUGGGGUUCCUUCUGAUAAAACAGAAUUGCGCAGGGAUACUUCAGAAGCUAAUGAUACAAUUAAUGAAGCUGUUAAUCAAGGUCCUGUAUCUUCAGAGAAAGUUGAAGGUGAAGAUCAGCCUAGUAUUUUGCCAACUGAACUCGCAUCUGACCAGGAUAUACAACAUGAUGAAUUAAAUCUGAAACUCACUCCUAUUGAUGAUGAAAAUAAAGGAUGUCCUGUUUUAGAAUCUAUGCAGCCAAUUGCUGCUGCAUCUUGCAGUUUGGAUGCCCUUCCAGACGAUCAUUGUGAGAUCCAAACCCCUGCAGCAGCAGAUCAAAUCUGUACAGAUGAGCGUGACAAAAAUUUUGAGAAAGAGGUACACAGAUCAGAAUCAGAUACUUCGCAGCUAGUUUCUACAGAUCCUGGUGAGGAUCAUGUAGCUGCAGGGUGUCUAGAUUCCUCAAAAGCAGAGGAAGGUGAUGCAUUUGAUGUUUCUGUGGUCAUUAGGGUUGAUGAAAAUAACAAAGACCAGUCAUCAGAGCAUGAGGACUUAUCCUCAUCUCCUUUGCCAAGACAGGUAGAUGAAAAGAAAGACAGCAUGUCUGAGAACAUUCCAGGUGGGGUGUCAGCAGUGCUACCUGGACCAGAUGAUCAAGUGGAGUAAGGGUUAACCCUAACUUUUGUUGUAUAUAAAACACAGAUUUUUGUGUAGUGCUUAUUAACCAAAUUUUCUUUUUGGCUGUAAAUGAUAUAGUUUGGAGUACAAAUCUAAAUGGAGGCAUGGAUUUGCCAUCUGUAUUUCCUGUUAGUCUGAUCGCAUGGAACUGCCCAGCUUCUGUGAAAUGAUACUUUGUAAUUGUUGUCUCUGAAGAUCUGGUUAAUGUACUGCUCUUUCCUCCA
Messenger RNA from Macadamia integrifolia, 13388 nucleotides. RefSeq names its product chromatin structure-remodeling complex protein SYD-like. The transcript is spliced from 33 exons. Lineage: Eukaryota; Viridiplantae; Streptophyta; Magnoliopsida; Proteales; Proteaceae. Gene Ontology annotation, biological process: positive regulation of transcription by RNA polymerase II. The coding region runs from base 178 to 13152 and encodes 4324 amino acids. Gene Ontology annotation, molecular function: ATP binding; DNA binding; ATP-dependent chromatin remodeler activity. Gene Ontology annotation, cellular component: nucleus. The record is from RefSeq and is a predicted model, not a curated record.